Megalobrama amblycephala (Wuchang bream) is the source of this 3287-nucleotide messenger RNA. Its product is annotated as 5-hydroxytryptamine receptor 3A. Lineage: Eukaryota; Metazoa; Chordata; Actinopteri; Cypriniformes; Xenocyprididae. Gene Ontology annotation, molecular function: transmembrane signaling receptor activity; extracellular ligand-gated monoatomic ion channel activity; neurotransmitter receptor activity. Gene Ontology annotation, biological process: monoatomic ion transmembrane transport; regulation of membrane potential; signal transduction. The record is from RefSeq and is a predicted model, not a curated record. Gene Ontology annotation, cellular component: neuron projection; membrane; synapse. The coding region runs from base 694 to 2019 and encodes 441 amino acids. The transcript is spliced from 11 exons.
ACUGAAGUGUUUAUAUCCAGAAAUACCCAGGGUGCGAGCGGUCCUGUUUCAUGAAUCAGAGGAUCAGGCUUGCGGGACAAUUAAGGGAGCUGCCAGCUGAUCAUUUCCCCAGCACGUCGCUAAAAACACUCUAUACAUCCUAUCCACCCUAAAUAGUACUGAAUAUUACACAUAGACUACUAUUUAGGAUGGCUAGUAUGCACGUUUAGAUGCAGGCACCGUCUUGCUCACAUGGAGCGCGAUAAUGCACAGCCGCGCCAAACAGACACGAAGAAUAUAACCAGUUUAACGCCAUCACUUCGAAUUAUUUAUUAAAUUUAGCUCUUAAUAAGAGCUCUGUAGUCUCACCAAUAAUUCACCAAGACCGUUCAAACAUUUUCAUGACAUUUAAUUCGUAAAACGACUCUGAUUCCCGAGCUGGAUCUGAUCGAGGCUAUCUAUCACUGUAACCGGAAAAACUUUUACACUGCGUGGAUCGUUCCGGAAGCCAAAAACCCGGAAGUGUGAAAUUGGCCUAUGGUGUGCUAAAGAGUGAUGGUGAUGGUGAUGGCUUUCAGGUGGAGGUGAUUGGUGAGUGAGUGCAGGUGAGGAACUAAAGGGAUGCUGGGAAAUGGAGUCCGGGGAAGUCACAGCUGAAGUUUGUGGGAAGCUGACCUGGGAGUUUUUUCAGCAUUUGCUAGCAAAGGAGCUGAAAUGGUUCUUUGGCACAGGAUCUCUUUGUUGCUGCUGCUUCUCUUUUCAUCUCUUGUGUUCGCUGCUGGUAACUCCACAGAGGCUGCCUGUGAUCGUCGCUGUCUGGCAAAUGCUCGGGUUUCUAAAGAACUGUUCAGCCCACCACAGAACGACAACUGUACCAUCCUAGUAAACAUCACUUCCAUACAAUAUGAGACAUUGUCUUUCGAUACAAAGGUCAUGGAAAUGACCAGCCGUAUCAAGUUAAACAUGGAAUGGAAAGAUCCUGAUCUUGGAUGGAUGCAAGAGAGAAAUAGAUAUCCAACAAUUAUUUUACCUGUUGAUAAAAUCUGGAUUCCUGGGAUUGUUUUGGACAAUGCAAUAGAAACCACGGUGGAGCCGUACACUAAGGACGUACAGGUGAGGAGGGAUGGAACUGUGAACCAUGCAGUGGUUUUGUUCACGACUGUGAGCUGUGAAAUCAACCUAUUCAACUACCCCUUUGUGAGAGGAGAAUGUCCUGUGGCCAUCAAUGGAUGGAGCCAGAAAUCUUGUGCACUCAAACUCCAGAUCGCAGAUAAUGUGUCUUUGGUUGGCGGUAAUGGAGGAGAAUGGCAGACUACGGACGUGAUUAAAACUGAGGAUUCAUCAGAUCGUGUUUAUCUCCAAGUCCUUCUGUCUAUUAACUUCUUCGGUCCUUUUGUGACCCUGAUCCUGCCCAGUGCACUAAUAAUGCUGGCUGACCUGGUGAGCUUUGCACUGCCAUUUGAAGGAGGAGAACGCAACUCUUUUAAAGUCACCUUGGUCCUGAGCUUCACCAUGUUCCUCCUCAUCCUCAAUGAUCACCUGCCUAAUGGUGGCAAAUGCAGCCCUCUCCUCCACUAUCACUUCAGCUUCUGCCUGGUCUGUCUGGUCCUGAGUAUGCUGAUUUCCAUAGUGCUGACGCGUCUGUCUGUAGAGGACAGCUUCCUGGUGUGUAGACGCUCCGCCAAGGUCCAUCCAUCAAACAACAGCAAAACACAAAAUGACUGCCUGGAUCAGGAGAAAGAUACUGGUGCGAUUACAACAAUGUCUGGUGAUCUGGCUUCAGAGAUGUCUUCACUCCAGAAAAUAGUGAACCUUUUGGAGAACUUCGAUAAAGGAGAAAAGGAGACAGAGCGUAAAGUGGCCUUUGCCUACCGCCUGGACAAAUUCUUCUUUGGCUUUUUUCUAAGCAUCUACAUACUUUAUGUCAUAAUUAUUGUUAGUAUCACCCAAACAGAUAUUUGUAAGGUUAAUAAUCUAGACUUCUGGGAUGAUUCUGACCAUGGAGAUAACAACUAUGACUACUCGUACUCAUACCCAUAGUCACCUUCUUCACUUCACUGUAGUUUCAACAGAGCCUCUUAGAUCUGCUCUGUUUGGUGCAUAUCAACUGUAGCACGCUGUACAAGGUAAUGACUGGAAUAAUAUUAAAUAUAUAUUCAUAUUUAUAAGAUUAUUAACAGAAUUGUAAUUGUCACUGCCCAAUUAAAUCUGUAAUUAGACUUUCUGCAUGCUAGAUGAGGUGCUAUUUUAAUUGUAUUAAACCACUAUAUUCAAGGAUAGAAGCAUUAAUUGUAACAAAUACAAAUAUUGUUUUGAUGACCCCCUCUUCAAACUAUUAUUAAUGUGUCUUAAUCUAAAAUGGCAUGAGGAAAUGGUGUCAUUUGACUUGCUACUGAUACGUCAAUUGCUGUCCGAUUUUUCAAGAAGAGAUCAAUAUAAAAAGCACUGUUUAAAUCCUUUUUGACCACUGCAGAGCACUAUACGAUGACUGUUGCACUUCACUUUAAUUCAGAUGCAUACACUUUUAUUACUAAAUGCUUUUUUACAAUUACAAUAUUUCUUCACCGCACAAAGGAGGAGAAGAAAACCACAUAAACAUUUGAAAUGGUCUGUUAUUAUGGCAGCAAUUAUAUACACUAAAAUAUAAACCAAGCAGAUUUCUGUUUACCUCAUGUAGCCAAAUAAGAGAAUGUAUUAACUUACUUCUGCUAAUUUCCACAUGUUUAAAUGACAUCCUUUAUUUUGAGAUACAACACAAGACAGAAAACCACUAUAGCGUGUCUAUCUUCUUUUCUUUUUUUUUUAAACAGAAGAUAUUUAAAUAAUCAAAUGAUAAAUAAGUUAUUCUUUUCCUAUUAUUAAAUGAAAGCAUAUGACAUUUUAUUUAGAGCAGUCAAUCAUGUGACCACACGAGCAGUGCGUUCCAGGUGUUGUGCUGAAUUUCGACUCCCUGCCACUUAUUACCCCCAUCAUUGAAGUCGCUAUCUGAUUGCCUAAUCCUAACCCCACACCUAAUCCUAAACUUAUCAAUACAGGUUCGAAAGAUCACUAAACUCAGUCCGCCAUGCAUGAGUUUCAUCACUGAGGUGCCAUGCAAAUUUAUUUUUACAGGCAUUUAAAAUUGGCCCACAUUUCCACUUACUUGUGAGCUGUUAUGGCUUAUCGUUCUCUAUCCUACAGUGGUUUCUGGUGGGCUGUGGGAAGUAAUUGUGUAAUUAGCCUAAUUGUGGGUGUAGAAAGCUUCUUUGUUUGAUUUUUCUCUCGCUCUAAAUGAACUCAUUUCAAUAAACUGAGGACAUUUUAUAUAU